Molecule: messenger RNA, 2248 nt
Organism: Suricata suricatta (meerkat)
Lineage: Eukaryota; Metazoa; Chordata; Mammalia; Carnivora; Herpestidae
Product: cytoskeleton-associated protein 2-like
Exons: 2
Coding region: 73-2124 (683 amino acids)
Biological process (GO): negative regulation of microtubule depolymerization
Cellular component (GO): microtubule cytoskeleton
Source: RefSeq, a predicted model, not a curated record
UGACUGGUAAGAUUGAGCAUCUUUCUGUCCGGGACUGUCAGGGCCGAGACGCGUCCUCCGCCCUUAGCGGCCAUGAGCACCCCAGCAGUGCCCCGGGAGCUGCAGCUGCCCCCGAGCCAGAGGGCCAGAGAACAAAGAAGACAGAAACUCAAGGAACAUAUGUUAAAAAGAAAAACAUUUUUUGCAUGCAAAAAGGAAAAUCACAUAUCCAGUAGAGACCAGAAAGUGAUAACCUCUAAGGGCCAGGUUCAUGAAGAGACAAAAGUUCCGAAAUUUAAGACAAAAAUUGCUGGUAAAGAAAAUGUCCGUAGACCUCCUAAGAACAAUAAUAACAAUAAUAAGAAUAAUAUAACAAUGGGAAAAAAUUGUAUUCCUUUAAGGCCUUCUAAUGAAUUAACCAACUCAACUAUAGUAAUUGAUACACCUAAUUUUGAGGAUAGUAAUCAAACUGGGCAAUUGGUACCAAUUAAAGAUGGCCCACCAAGCCAAUAUAUGACAUUAAGCCAAGUGUUUCAUCUUAAAAACAACAAUAAUAAAAAGAAACACAUAACAAUAGAAAAACCAAAGCAAGAUGCUAACAUGUCCAAGAAGCUUGUGCUUGGAUCUUACCGUGGCCAAAUUGUUCAGUCUAAGAUUAACUCAUUUAGAAAGCCUCCACAAGUCGGAGAGGAGAGUUCUGCAGCAACAAAGAAACUUCCGCUGGCUACAGUCCCUAAAGCCACAGAGCCUCCGCGCACCAACAGCAGCACUAUGACAGUCAAAAGCGAUAGAGCCUCUGGCAUGAUGACUACCACAAAACUUGUGAGCACUACAUCUCAGAACAGACAGCUUCUGCGACCUCCUAUUAGAAGUCACCAUGACAGUGCUCAGGACGCCGUGAGACAAGGCAUCGCUAGAAGCUCUGCCAAUGUUACCAUUCGGAAAGGGCCUCGUGAGAAAGAAUUAGUACAAUUUAACGCGGUUUCGUCUAGUGCCAAAACCAGUGCUCAGGAUGGAGAAAGAAAGAAGACACUAACAAGAAAUGUGAAGUCUGAAAUCAUAGCCAGGCCUGUUUCAUCUUCUAACAGCAAACUGAUAGAAAAGUUGAAAAAUGUGGACUCUGGCAGGCAAUCAAUAGCAAAAGCAACUACUGAUAGAUCAGCUCAGCCCAAAGAAACAGCAGAAGAAAGAAAAGCUCGUCUGAGUGAGUGGAAGGCUGGCAAAAGCAAAGUGCUGAAAAGGCCGCCUAGCUCAGUAGCGACCCAGCCUGAGCCUGAAGGGCCACAGGAAAACCCAGUUGGGUCCUUUUGGACUGCCCUGGUAGAAGAAGAUGAACAGAGAUUGUUUACUGAAAAAGUAAACAAGACAUUUUCUGAAUGCCUAAACCUGAUUAAUGAGGGAUGUCCAAAAGAAGAAAUAUUGGUCAUAGUGAAUGACCUGAUUAACAAAAUUCCAGAUGCCAAAAAACUUGUUAAAUAUUGGAUAUGCCUUGCACGUAAUGAACUUCUCACAAGUCCUAUUGAAAAUAUUAUCACACUCUAUGAGAAAGCCAUUCUGGCAGGUGCUCAGCCUAUUGAAGAGAUGAGACAUGCCAUUGCGGAUAUUCUGACAAUGAAGAGUCAAGAAAAAGUUAAACAUGGAGAAAAUACUGAGGAGGCUUGUGCAGCCAAGGAAUAUACCCACGAAGUCAGCACUGGAGAUAGACCGGUCAAUCUGGAGUCAGGAAAACCAGAAAUGGAAAAGAAAACUAGAAAUGUGGUAUUUCAAGAUGAUGAAAAAGAGCAAGAUGACGAACCAAAAGAUUCAACCAAUGAUGUUAAAACCCCUAGUACAGAAACCAGGGGGAGUUGCCUAAUUAAAUAUGUGUCUACUACCCCGCACCUACAAAGUGUAAAAAAGAAGAUGCAGUUCAACAAGACAGAGUCUGCAUUUAAAGAGCUGAAGUUUCUAACACCAGUCAGACGUUCUCGACGCAUUCAAGAGAACACUUGUAAACUGCCAGAUAUGUUAAAAGACCAUUAUCCUUGUGUGUCUUCCUUGGAAGAAUUAACAGUGUUGGAAAGUGAAACCGAUGCUUUUGUGUGCUGUCCCAAUGCAGCGCUGUGCCCGAUGUACUCAGAGCCUGGAACAGUAGAAGAGAAAUAAAGCGAUGAUAAGAAAUGGGGUUUUUAUUGUUCCUGGGUAUUUCGUUUGCUUGUUGUGGUAUUGUGUGUCUCUUAGGAGCCAGCCAAGUACCGGAGUAUCGCUGGCAGGAAGCUCUCUUAGUGAU